This is a messenger RNA of Anolis carolinensis (green anole), 1122 nucleotides long. It is a transcript of the gene rxfp4, whose product is annotated as relaxin family peptide/INSL5 receptor 4. Gene Ontology annotation, cellular component: external side of plasma membrane; membrane. The coding region runs from base 1 to 1122 and encodes 373 amino acids. Gene Ontology annotation, biological process: cell chemotaxis; positive regulation of cytosolic calcium ion concentration; immune response. The transcript has a single exon. Gene Ontology annotation, molecular function: C-C chemokine binding; C-C chemokine receptor activity. The record is from RefSeq and is a predicted model, not a curated record. NCBI's taxonomy places the organism in Eukaryota, Metazoa, Chordata, Lepidosauria, Squamata, Anolidae.
AUGGAGCUGAAGAACCAGACCUACCUUAACUGGUCCUCCGUCGGCGCCUUCAACGGGGACAAAGACCCUCUCGCUUCUUUGGACGUGGCCUUUGGCUUGCGCAUGGCCAUCGCCGUGGUCUACGCGCUGGUCUGUGCCGCGGGGUUGUUGGGAAACGGGUUGGUGAUGUUCUUCAUCCGGACGCGGAAGAUCCGCCCCACGCCGGCCAUCAACAUCUUCGUUUUCGGCUUGGCGGCGGCCGACUUCCAGUUCUCCUUGACCCUUCCUUUCUGGGCCACCGAGAUGGUGCUGGACUUCAGCUGGCCCUUCGGCCCAACCCUGUGCAAGAUCGUCCCGUCCAUGACGGUCCUCAGCAUCUACACCAACGUCUUCUUGCUCACGGCCAUGAGUGUCGCCCGCUACCGCUUGGUGGCUUCCGCCGUCAAGGAUGGUCCCAGAAUCACCGUGAGUGUGGCCAAGCGGACAACGUUGGCUCUUUGGGUCUUGGCCAUAGCAGCCACCAUCCCGACCAUCAUCUACACCAUGGUGGUGGACGUCCUUGGCGUGAAAAUCUGCGUCUUCAAGUUCCCAUCGCAGUCUUGGUUGGGCGUCUACCAACUCCAGAGGGUGGUCUUCACGUUCGUGGUCCCGUUAGCUGUCAUCGUGACCUUCUACCUGCUUCUCUUGAGGUUCCUCAAUGUCCGUCGUAUCUCCGGUGAGAAUAGGAGACAGAAACAAGUCGCGGCCACGGUCGGCUUAGUGGUGGGAUGCUUCUUCGUCUGCUGGUUCCCCAACCACGUCAUCACCUUCUGGGGCAUCCUCAUCAAGUUCAAGGUGGUCUCCGCGGGGGAGGUCUUCUACGCCGUCCACACGUAUGUCUUCCCCAUCUGUACUUGCUUGGCUCACACCAGUAGUUGCCUCAACCCGGUCCUCUACUGCCUGAUGCGCCGCGAGUUCCGGGAAGCCAUCAAAGACACCUUCCGUAGGUUCUCCUCCUCCGUGGCGAACUAUCAAUACUUCUCUUCUCAACGGACGCUGGAGGACGUUGUGGUCCUGCCCUUGAGCCGCAGGACCUUCUCCGGACCCCAAGACUCCAAGGAACGUGAGGUUGGGAGCAUACCAGGGGUAGAAAUGCCCAUGUGA